AGAGCACGAUGACCGCGUGGGGGGCCGGGCGUUCCCGGGGCGGCGCCGCAAGGGCCGGGGGCCGUUCCGGGGGAAGAUGUACAGCGAGAACGCCCGGAACCGGCCCCGCCGAGCCCGCCCCGACGAGGACGACGGGGACGUGCCCAUGGCCGAGCCCCACGACGGGCCCCGCGGCAGAUAUGUCCCGUACGGGCCCCGGCCCAGCGAUGUGCUCCGGGUGGGAGCCACGGCUCCGUCCCUGCUCCCGCAGGUCGUGAUCGUGAUCAACGCGUCGGCGCCGCCGCAGUCGCUGCAGAACGAGCUCAAACCCGAGGAGAUCGAGCAGCUCAAGGUUUGCAUGAGCAAGAGAUACGACGGGUCCCGGUGGGCGCUGGACCUCAAGAGCCUCCGCGUCGACCCAGACCUGGUGGCCCAGAGCAUCGACGUGGUGCUGAACCAGCGCAGCUGCAUGGGCGUGGUGCUGCGCAUCAUCGAGGAGAACAUCCCCGAG
Molecule: messenger RNA, 490 nt
Organism: Lepidothrix coronata (blue-crowned manakin)
Lineage: Eukaryota; Metazoa; Chordata; Aves; Passeriformes; Pipridae
Product: nuclear RNA export factor 1-like
Exons: 5
Biological process (GO): poly(A)+ mRNA export from nucleus
Cellular component (GO): nucleus
Molecular function (GO): RNA binding
Source: RefSeq, a predicted model, not a curated record